Messenger RNA from Saccostrea echinata, 2458 nucleotides. Its product is annotated as G-protein coupled receptor moody-like. Lineage: Eukaryota; Metazoa; Mollusca; Bivalvia; Ostreida; Ostreidae. The record is from RefSeq and is a predicted model, not a curated record. Gene Ontology annotation, biological process: G protein-coupled receptor signaling pathway. The transcript is spliced from 3 exons. Gene Ontology annotation, cellular component: membrane. The coding region runs from base 776 to 1840 and encodes 354 amino acids. Gene Ontology annotation, molecular function: G protein-coupled receptor activity.
CAGACUUAUACUAACAGUGUAUUGGGAAUCCCUUUCUGGUUUCACUAAGUAGUGCCAGUUAAAAUCAAUAAUUAUGACAGAGUGCUGGGGAAAUAUUACACCCUCUCAUGAUGAUCCCAAGACAAUCUGAGAUGGAGUUGGAAUCUAACGAGAAAUGUCUGAUGACAAUUUUUGAAAAGAAUUAAUUGCAGCGGAUUUGUGAUAAUUUCAAUCACUCUGCAGAGGAAAGGGAAACUAUUAACAACAACAAAAAAAGACAGUGAUGUAUUAUUCAUCUGAAGUUGAAAGACGACAGUAUUGAAAUCCUGCAGUGAAUUCUCAGUGAGAUUAAAAAACAAAUUUGCCGAGACAGCAUAGAUCACAUUUUUCAAGGCUGUCAUUUGCUGUUCUAAGACAAUCAGAAAUUUCUAGCAGAACUAAUCUGAGGAUUAGGGUAUAGAUUCUAAUUAGUAGUGACAGAAAAAUCUGUCACCCACUUAUCGGUGGCGAUCUUACACAAAUCUCUGACAAUACCAAUGACAUUACAGUAGCAACUAAGCAAACAAGGAGGGAUCUGGAACUUCAUCAGAAAAUCUCCGAGCUUUCUAGGAUUCAGUAAAACAGUGAUGGCUUCAGGAUUACAAGAGCAAGGCAAUCAAGGAUAGUUCUAAUCACAAUUUAAAUGUGCAGAAGAUAAAACAAUAUUUUCAAAGGGAAUAUUUCAGUAAUGGAUUAAAUCAGAUUGAAAGAUCUUGCUGUGCUUCACCAGAGAGAGGAAAUACCUUAUUUAUUGUCCAUGAACUUUUCUGUGUUGAUGAGUACAAAUAAAACAAACAUAUCUCGGGAGUUUCCUGAGGAAAGAAUGCAAAUAUUCAAGAUGCGCUAUAAUAAUUCCAGUUUAUGUGAAUCGGUGGAUGCUCUUUGGUGGUGUGACCAGGAAACCAGCCUACUCAUUCUCAUGGCCAUAGCGAUAAUAUUUUGCGUCAUUGGAAGUUUUGGCAACCUCAUCACCAUCUUAGCAAUCAUCUUCUCCAAUCUACGUAACAACGUUAACUGCAUUCUCAUUGGGAGUUUAAGCAUGGGUGGAUUUCUGUACUGUUCUGUUAUUCUGCCAUUACAGGCAGUUAUUUAUUAUCAAGUCCAGGACAUCACCAGCGAAAUCUUCUGUCGAGCCAUGGCUGGUAUGAGGUACAGUCUGGUGGGAACGAUUCUACUUAACCUGAGUGUCAUUGCGUUUUACAGGUAUCUCAACAUUGUCCACAUAAAUCUGUACCACAAACUGUCUACAACACGAUCCCUCAUGCUAGCUAUCGCCAUUAGCUGGAUCUUCCCCCUUUUCUUCACAAUACCUCCAACUCUAUCCCUUUGGGGGUCCUUUUCUUUCAACAAGAAAGUUCUGGCAUGUACUUUCUUUGACAGUGGCAGUUUAUCUGAUCAUUCCAAUCGUUACGCAACUGUGACAGCUGGAUUCAUCGUUCCAUGUUUCUUUAUCACGUUCUGCUACGCCAGGAUAGGUUGCGUCGCUUACGGAAGCUCAAAACGAGUGAGUCAAUGGAGUACCAGUACCACUCAAACAAAAGCUCUGCGCCUUUCUGCCAUGAUGCUGUGUAUAUUUGCCAUAUUUUUUGUAGGCUCAUUUCCAUAUUUCACAGUGAAUGUUUAUGACAGACACUUUGAGCAGCCGAUUCACCACCUGUGGACGACAGUUUUAUGUUGGUUGUCGUAUUGUUUAAAUCCUGUGGUAUACACAGUUAUGGACAGGAAUUUCCGUACAGCGUAUAGAAGAUUCUUGAUGGGAGAUUGUGAAAGGUCACCACUGAACAGGAAUGGGUCCUUUCUUCCCCCUUUAACCCCCGUAUGACAUCAGAAAUGACCAAAUUUAGUUACCCUGGUCCUGAAGUUUUUUACUUAAAUCUUAUUUGGAGACAUUAUCGACAAAACUGGGUCAAGUGUAGAGACCUUGACACAAUCGAACGAAGUAUAAUCUUUACUUGUAAGCUGCUUUUGUAUAAGAAGAGAUUUUAACUAAGACUUGUUAUAUUUUGACAGAGAGAACUGAUAUUAGAUGAUUGAAAUUGCCUUACUCUGAUAAAUCAGAAAUUAAUUUUGAAGCACAUGCUUAAAAGCUAAUAAUGUUUUUAUCUGUUAAGUUAUGUAAUCCAUGAUGUUUGACUUGGUGCUACAGAAGUUUAAAUGUUACAAUUUUAUUGAGAUUCUGUUUACAUGUUUUGAUAUUUUAAUAUUAAGUUUAAUGUUAAUACACUUUAUCAUCUUUCCUUAUUCAGUGCAGUUUGUGGGCAUGAGAUAUUUGUGUUUAUAUGUUUUUUUUCCCCUUAUUGUUGAAAAAAAAAUUGUAGACUUAAUUUUGUUUGAUGUUUUAUUUAUCUUUGUGACAGAGAGGAUAAUUAUGUUGUUUCAGUAUUAAUUCAUUUCUACAUUCCAAACUGGAAUUAUAAUCAAAUAAAUUUUGAAAACUUGA